Messenger RNA from Cadophora gregata, 3593 nucleotides. RefSeq lists its product as uncharacterized. NCBI's taxonomy places the organism in Eukaryota, Fungi, Ascomycota, Leotiomycetes, Helotiales, Ploettnerulaceae. The record is from RefSeq and is a predicted model, not a curated record. The transcript is spliced from 2 exons. The coding region runs from base 1096 to 2739 and encodes 547 amino acids.
GGACUGUACCUACCGCCAACCAUACACAAGAUACCAGGUAUCUUGUCGUCGCUACCCAAAGUGCCCAUCGUCCACGUACGUCCAUUUUUGCCUCCACUGCCAGGAUGAUUCCCGAAAGUUGGGACCGGUUGAGCGGGACGGGACGAGCAAUCACAUCUGGAACACUUUGCUUUUUGAUGCCUAAAGACAUCGGCUCAGCCCUAACGAAGAUACUCGACUGUUGUGCCCUCGAAAAUUACAUCCUGCGGGUCUGUAAUUCUUCCUCGUAGGUAGGUAAGGACGUCGAUGAUGGUAGAUUCCUACCACGUGAUCUUAUCAGACUCCAGCCAUCUUAUUUUCCCCUCAUCCGCAUCCACCAGGAUUAUUCCCAGCCGACCCCUCCUUCGCCUUCGCCCGCCCCCUUUGCCUCGCCCACCAGGAACAGCCGCUGUCACGGCACAGGGCCGCUCUCGCUCGCUCCCAGGCCGCACAACUCCUUCGUCUUGGAAUCUCUUGUUUUUGCAGAACUACCGACCAUUUCAUAUUUUAUAGACCACGAUACUAUAUCGAAUGUCCCGGAUUUGAGUUACUCGUCCCUCUUUUUGAUCUUUUCCAUCCGGCUUGAGCGCGUUCGUCCUGCAUCCUGACAUCACCCGCCCACUGCGACCGAGUAAGAAUACCCUGAAGUUGGACAUGCCUGCAGACUCAGGUGCGUAGCGGACCACUCAGCAACCUGCGGAGUCGAAGGUUUCACGCAGAAGACACACCAGAAGACCCAUGAAAUCAAAGCCGCCCGACCUGUGACAGCGCACCAUUCUUACCUCAAUCACAUUUCCAGUCAACGAGCAUCCAGCCAGCCAGCCAGACGAGUAGAGAGGAGCGAGACAGGGAGCCAACCCAAUCCACUCCUACCCAACCCAACCCCUCCACUGCGACAGUCGUCAUCCCACCACGAGCAGAUACGAAAAGAGCUGAACCGAGCAGCCUCAUCGCUACAUAACCCAUUCGCUGCUCCGGUGUUGACCCAUCAACGACUUCAAUCCUCUUCGAUUCGAUCUGCUAUCUGCUUGCUGACCGCCGAGACCUCACUUCGCACACCCGCAGCGAUCAGGAGUCAUGUCUCGACGUGGUGAUGCCGUAUACGAGGAGCGCGAUUACUAUUCCCGUGAAGGACCACCUCCCGUGCGGACUCGAGAACGAGAAUAUGAAGAGACAGAUAUCUACAGCAGGCGUGGCCCAGAACGAGGAAAUCGACCUGAUUUCCUCCGUGAUGAUUAUGGCAGAGGUGAACCUGGAACGAUGGUGCUGAGGGAGCGAGAUACAGAAACGUUCUCAAGACCUUUUGAGCGAAGACCCCGAUCCCCUUCUCCAGUGAGGAUAGUGCGCGAAAGCCGCGAGAGAGUCAUUGAGAGAUCACCAAGCCCACCUCAACAACUCGAGCGUGUCCGAACCCGAGUUGUAGAGCGAGAGCGACGAUCGCCUUCCCCAGUGCAAUCCGAGCGAGUCAGAACUACGCGGAUCGUCGAGAGACGAGACCCGUCACCACCUCCCCCAGAGAGGCUUCGGGCUAGAGUCAUCGAGACAAGAGAGAGAUUCCGUGAGAGGUCUCCAUCGCCAGUGCAUGUCCGCGAGAGGGUCGUUGAGAGGGAGAGGGAAAUUAGGGCACGAACACCAUCACCACAUAUCGAUCGAGUCCGCAUUCGAAAUUUCGAAGAGCGAGAAAUCAGACAGCCGACACCCUCUCCAUCUCCAUCUCCCCCUCCUGCUCCACAGAUCCGCGCUCCUGCUAUUCACCAAGAGAUAAUCACUCACCAUCGACACAUUGAUCAUGGCUUUGAGCUUGCUCGAGUCCCAUCUCCGCCCCCACCACCCCGCCGAACCGAGAACCGUAUGAAAGAAACCGAUAUUGACAUCCACACGCACCGAGGGCAUACUGAUGUGGAUAUCAAGACAAAGACGACAAAAACAACCAAUGCCCGCUCGUUGACCCCACCACCGCGCCAUGAACAUUACCACGAUGAUAGUUACCUUUAUGAACAAGAGCGAAAUCAGUUGCGUGUCCGGGACACCAGACUCGACAUCCAUGCCAGGCGCAGUGUCAGUGCGAGACCUGAACACCGAGACAGAAGCAGAAGCAGGACUCGCAUUGAUAUCAGAGGUGACGACGAUGAGGCUGAUUAUUAUGCUCGCAAAGCUAGUGAACGUGCCUACAUUGGAGAAGCCUACAAUGGUGCAACAAAAGACUGGUCUAUAGUCGAUGUUCCCCCAGGAACCGAGCGGGUGAAAAUGGAUGGCGUUGGUGGUGGAAGUCAAGAAAUUACCUGGCAGAAGUACAACGGAGUCCGCAGAAGCAAGUUCAUUCCUGAGCGCGAGCGUGAAAGAGAGCAUAUCAGCGAUCGAACCGAACGAGUGGAGAUUAGGGAUGAACCGAGGCGAGAGAGCAGCGGGCUAGAAAUCGAGAUUUCAACUCGGAGCCGAAGACAAGGUGGUGGUGGAUCCUAUGAACGCGAGUAUGAGAGGAUCGAAGAGACUUCUAACCAGCAAGUCGGGUUCCCACGCGCUCCACCCAAGCAACGAGUUGGCGAUCUUUGGACAGAGAUCACCAAGGACCUUGUGGUUCGCGAAGCUAUCGAGGAGAUGGGCUAUGAUUUUGAAGAGACGGAGUUUUUCUACUACAUCAUUCAAUAUCUACGUUAUGUAAGUUUCUCGCUCAAGAUCCAACUGACAAGUACUAAUCCAAAUGUAGGAGGAUGUCCUUGAAUUGGUAUCUCUCUCCGAGACCAUCCGUCGCGAACGCCAGGAACGCAUCCGCGAAAUUCAACGUGAGCGAGAUCGUCUGGAACGUCGAGACCGGGAAAGAGAGGAAUGGGAGCGCAGAGAACGACGACGAGAGCGAGACUCCGGCUUUUCAGACGAGAGGAUCAUCGAGCGCGAAAUCAUUUACGACAACCGAGGACCGCCGCCGAGACGAGGUGGCUGGUAAAUAUACACAGAUACAGCAUGACAGACAUAUACACCAUGGCGUUAUGAGACAGGGACGUAAGUUCGGCAAUGGGCGGAUACUACAGGACAUGAACAUGAACAGACAUUUACGGUACUUUUAACGAAAUCACGAGUAACGGACUAGGGCAGCAUGAUGCCGAUGUUUUCUUGCUUGCAUAGCGCGCACUGGGAUCUCGAGCUCUUCUAGUUGAUAUUUUCUCGUCUUUUUAUCUACUUGAGCUCUUCCUUGCAACCUCGAUACCGAUACCUAUUUCAAAGCUUUUCUGGCUUGGUCUUUUUCACUGAAUGAAGGGAGCUUUCCACAACUUGGGUACCCAGGCCCAGAUCAUAUACGGCAGAACAUGUAUAGUGGGUAACAGAUGGACUUUUUGAAUCGCAUUUGGAGCGUGCAAGGAGGAGGGAAUGGUGAGGACAGUUUUUUGGUUUUGGACUGGCUUACGUGGAGUCGGUGAAAAACGACGAGGAGUGCAGGAAGCGGAAUUGAUUGGUUGUACCGGUGGCUGGCACGAUUUGGAUCGAUUUUUGUCAGUUGUUUGGUAGGUCGGAUUCGUGGCAAGGACGAAAGGGUGUAAUGGCUAUAGAUUCCAUAUAUCUGCAUUUAUGAAUGAAUG